Messenger RNA from Helobdella robusta, 786 nucleotides. RefSeq lists its product as hypothetical. The record is from RefSeq and is a predicted model, not a curated record. The transcript is spliced from 6 exons. The coding region runs from base 1 to 786 and encodes 261 amino acids. Lineage: Eukaryota; Metazoa; Annelida; Clitellata; Rhynchobdellida; Glossiphoniidae.
AUGGAUAGAGAUAGGAAGUACGCUAUGAGAUUUAGGCUUAGGAAAGAGCUGGAGAAGAGGAAGAUGUCUCUAGCAGACGAUUUUCAGUUCAAAAUUUACUCCGUAUUUCAUUUUAAAGAAAAGCCUUGUACAGUUUUUGAAUCAGUUGACAUUGUAAACGUAAUGACCAACAAUCUCAAGGAUCAGAUCUACAAAAAUUUUUCUAAAUGUGGGAGUGUGCAGAUGGCGCUAGCAGAUGAGAGGAAGAACAACGACAUCAUCGGCAACAACUACAACGACAACAUCAGUAGCGUCAACAACAACAUGAUUAGUGAGGCUGAUGAUAUGUUUAGUAAGGAUAUCGUGCAGUUGCAUCUUACUAGAUGGAUGCCUCAUGUUGAAGAUAGGCACGGACAGGCCUCCAGCGUUGAUUUCCUUCUCUGCCCUCGUAGUGACGUCACAAAAAUCGAAUGCCGCCUGUUCUCAAGAUGGAGAGAUCAGCCUUUGCAAGCUUAUUUACCAUUGCAAUGCAAGUUCAUCUUGCAUGCUGAAGAGUGGAACAAAAAACUACAGAAACUUACUACUACUGCUACUACUACUACUACUAAUAUUUCUACGUCUGCUGCUACUACUACUAUUGACUCAAGUGAUGUAAAGACGAAAAAAUUGUUGAUGGCUGGAUCGGUUGAAAAAAUCGUAGCCAACGAGAAUAAAGAUAUGUUCAUAUUCGUUAAGAAGCAUCAAGUACAGGAUCAGCUGCUGUCGUGGGAACCACGUACCAGUUACGAUGUCCUCAAAGAUUAUUAA